AUGUCAGAUAAUGAACAAGAAGAAUCAUCACAAGUAGUAUUAAAGGAGGAUAAAACCUUUGUUACAUUUUUUCAAAGUUUAGUAUCCUCUAAUGAAGAUACAGACACAAUUAGAUUAUUUGAUAGAAAAGGAUAUUACUCAAUUCAUGGUGAAGAUGCAGUAUUUGUAGCAAUGAUGCAUUUUAAAUCAAAGAAAUCAUUAAAAUAUUGGAGUAUUAGUGAUCCAAAUCCAAAAAAGAAAAUUAAAAUUGAUAAUGAUGGUUCAUUAACAACAACUGCAUCAUCAUCCCAACAACAACAACAAGAAUUAGGAUUAGCGGUAUUAACAAUUAGACAAGGUUAUGAAUUUGAAAAUAUAGUUAAAGAAUUAUUAGAUGAAAAGAAAAAGAUUGAAAUUUGGUCAAUGAAACCAAAUAGUAAACAACAAUGGGAACUAAUUAAAAAAGGCUCACCAGGUAAUACACAAAUGUUUGAAGAUGUUUUAUUGAAUGGUAAUUGUGAAGGAUCAGUUAUGAUGGCAUUAAAAGUCACAAGAGAGAAAGGUUCAAUCGUAUUUGGUAUAUCAUUUGGUGAUGCUACUUUCAAGACAAUUGGUGUUUCACAAUUUAUGGAUAAUGAUAAUCUAUCGAAUCUUUCAAGUUUUAUAAUGCAAAUGAGUGUAAAGGAAUGCUUGUUAUGUUGUGAUCAAAAGAAUUAUGAUUAUCAAAAAGUUAAAGAGAAAUUAUCAGAUGCAGGUAUACCAUUCACAGAAUUACCAAAAUCAGAUUUCUCCUCAAAGAAUGCCGAACAAGAUUUAACUCGUUUAUUGGGUUCCGUUAAAAAUAAUUUACCAGAUAUCGAACAAGAGCAUGCCAUUCAGUCUGCUAGUUGCUUAAUUAAACAUUUGGAUUUACUUUCAAAUCCAAAUUAUUUUGGUAAAUUCAAAUUGGAAAAAUAUGAUUUAGAUAGAUAUAUGAAAUUAGAUUCUUCAUCAUUUAAAGGUUUACAUAUUAUUGAUUUAAAAGAUUCUUCAGUUAGUGCAGCAGCAGGUGGUGGUGGUGCAGGUGGAGCAUCAUCUAGUUCAAAUAAAGAUCAAAGUUUAUAUAAUUUAUUAAAUCAAUGUAAUACACCAAUGGGAUCAAGAUUAUUAUUACAAUGGGUAAAGCAACCAUUAUUAAAUGCAGAGGAAAUCGAAGCAAGAUUAAAUUUUGUAGAGGCAUUUUAUAAUGAUUUGGAGUUACGUCAAUCUUUAAGAUCAAAUGAUUUGAAGAAAAUUGGUGAUUUAGAUAGAUUAUCAAAGAAAUUGCAUGGUCAAAAGGCUACAUUGGAGGAUUGUGUCAAUUUGUAUGGUAUUGUCACUAGAUUACCAGUGGUAUUGCAAUCAUUGAAUAAUCAUAGUAGUAUACAUCAAGAGUUGAUUAAAGUUAAUUUCAUAGAGAGUUUAGAGUCUAUUAUAUCAGAUUUUGCUAAAUUCUGUGCAAUGGUUGAAAAAACCAUCGAUUUAGAUUUGGCCAAUGACAAACAUGAAUAUGUUAUUAGAUCAAGUUUCGAUGAGACAUUACGUGGUAUUCAAUUGAAGAAAGAUCAAAUUUCAAAUAAAAUCGAACGAUUUAGAGUUGACAUUGCUGAUGAUUUGAAUUUAGAUGAAGCAAAAGUUAAAUUACAUUAUAGUGAAAAGGAUAUGUUUUUAUUGAGAAUCUCAAGAAAGGAUGAGGUUGCAAUUAGAGAUAAAAAGAAAUACAUUGUUCAUGCAACCGCUAAAGAUGGUGUAAGAUUUGCCACUAGAGAAAUCGAUACUCUAAAUGAAGCCUAUAAGAAAUGGUCAGCAGAGUACUUGGAUAAACAAGAUGGUCUUGCAAAGAGAACCCUUCAAAUUGCAGCUUCAUUCGUACCUUUGAUUGAAGAUUUAUCAUCAUUAAUUGCAACAUUGGAUGUAUUUGUAACUUUAAGUCAUGUAUCUUCAAUUGCACCAAUCCCAUUCAUUAGACCAGAGAUUAUACCAUUAGGUAGUGAUGAAAAUGGUGCUGGCACUGUUAUUAUUGGUGGUCGUCAUCCAUGUGUAGAAAUUCAAGAUAAUGUUAAUUUCAUUGCAAAUGAUAUUGAUUUAACUCGUGGUCAAUCCCAAUUUCAAAUUAUAACAGGACCAAAUAUGGGUGGUAAAUCAACAUUUAUUCGUCAAGUUGGAUUAAUAGUAUUAAUGGCACAAAUUGGUUGUUUUGUACCAGCACAAAAAGCAACAAUUGCAGUUGUCGAUUGUAUUUUAUCAAGAGUUGGUGCAGGUGAUAGUCAAUUACGUGGUGUUUCAACAUUUAUGGCAGAAAUGUUAGAGACAUCUUACAUUUUAAAGGUUGCAACUAAAAAUUCUUUAAUCAUUAUUGAUGAACUUGGUAGAGGUACUUCAACAUAUGAUGGUUUUGGUUUAGCUUGGGGUAUUGCAGAGUAUAUUUGUAAUCAAAUUGGUGGUUUCUGUCUAUUUGCAACUCAUUUCCAUGAAUUGACAAUUCUAUCAGAUUUACUUCCAAUGGUUAAAAAUUUACAUGUUUCAGCUUCAACCCAAAACAAUACUUUUACUUUACUCUAUAAAGUUGAACAAGGUCCUUGUGAUCAAAGUUUUGGUAUUCAUGUUGCAAUUUUAGCAAAUUUCCCUUCACAAGUUAUUGAAAAUGCAAAACAAAAAGCAAAAGAAUUGGAAUCUUUUGAAUCAAAUACACUUAAACAAAAUCAUAAUAAAUUUUUGGAAGAAUUUAAAGAAAUUAAUUUCAAUUCAAAUGAUGUAGAAAAAUCAUUAAGUUUAGUUAAUAGUUUAUUAAAUAAAUAUUCAAUAGAUAUCAAUUAA
Messenger RNA from Dictyostelium discoideum AX4, 2814 nucleotides. RefSeq lists its product as hypothetical. The coding region runs from base 1 to 2814 and encodes 937 amino acids. Gene Ontology annotation, molecular function: ATP binding; ATP-dependent DNA damage sensor activity; mismatched DNA binding. The transcript has 4 exons. Gene Ontology annotation, biological process: mismatch repair. NCBI's taxonomy places the organism in Eukaryota, Evosea, Eumycetozoa, Dictyosteliales, Dictyosteliaceae. Gene Ontology annotation, cellular component: nucleus. The record is from RefSeq and is a predicted model, not a curated record.